Molecule: messenger RNA, 2011 nt
Organism: Arachis ipaensis
Lineage: Eukaryota; Viridiplantae; Streptophyta; Magnoliopsida; Fabales; Fabaceae
Source: RefSeq, a predicted model, not a curated record
UGCAAGGUCCUUCUCGAGUUAUCAUUUUUAUUUUUUUUUCUGGAAAAAGAAAAUAGCUGGGCCUUUUGGGCCAGAGGCCGGCCCAACAAUGAACUUUAGAAGAAUCAAUGAAGAAGAUACAAGCUGGUUUGGAUGGUGGUGUUGACGAUGCUACUGAAUUUCUGAUUCGAUUUGCCGGUAAAUAUUUGAAAUUGGAGGGAACUGCGAGCAAGGGCGAAGCUGAUGGCGGUUCCAACAGAUCCUGCCAUCGAAGAAGAGGAGGAGCACGGUGGUCCGACGCACCAUCCUUCUGCUCCGCUGGAUGAGUCUUUUGACAUAUCAACAACAGUUGAUCCGAGUUAUAUAAUCUCCUUGAUAAGGAAACUGCUGCCGUCGGGUUCUGCUUCUCAGACUGCACCUAAACGAACUUUGAGUAUUAGUAAUGAAGAAGAAGGGGCUCCAGUGUCUGCUGCUAAUGAUAAUGAUCAUGAGCACCUCAAUUCAUCCAGUUAUAAAUAUGAGAACAUGGAUGUUGAUGAUUCUGGUGAAGUGUUUUGUCAGCAAGGAGAAUGUGAUGGUACCAGUAAUGCAGGUAAAGAGCAGGACUGGGAGGAAUAUGGUUGCAUUUUGUGGGAUCUAGCUGCCAACACAACACAUGCAGAACUCAUGGUGGAGAAUCUCAUACUCGAUGUGCUUUUAGCAAAUCUCCUUGUUUGCAAGUCCCCACGUGUUACUGAAAUUAGCAUAGGAAUUAUCGGAAACCUGGCCUGUCAUGAAAUUCCAAUGAAGCACAUAGUUUCCACAAAUGGAUUGAUUGAGAUCAUUGUGGACAAAUUGUUUAUGGAUGAUCCUCAAUGCCUUUGUGAAAUAUGCCGGCACAACAACCAUGUGAUUAGGUUGUUGGCUGUGAGUCUUCAAAGUGGUGAAUCUGUUGCAUGGGCUGAGGCAUUGCAAUCUGAAUAUACACUGUGCCAAAUAUUAUGGAUUGCAGAAAAUACGCUGAACCUUCAGCUUACAGAAAAGAGCAUUGGACUUAUAUUAGCAAUAUUAGAAAGUCAGCAGAAAGUUGUGGAUGCUCUUGUUCCCCCUAUUAUGAAGCUUGGUUUGACAAGUAUAUUGAUCAAUCUCUUGGCCUUUGAGAUGAGCAAACUAAUGAAUGAAAGAAUACCUGAAAGGUACACGAUUCUUGAUUUAAUUCUUCGUGCACUCGAAGCACUUUCUGUUAUAGAUGAUCAUUCUCAGGAAAUAUGUUCAAGUAAAGAGCUUUUCCAGUUAAUUUGUGAUCUGAUUAAGUUCCCAGAUAAAGUGGAGGUUGGGAACUGCUGCGUUACUGCUGCAAUUCUUAUUGCAAAUAUUUUGUCUGAAGUUGCUGAUCAUGCUUCUGAGAUAUCACAGGAUUUUGGCCUAUUGGCUGGUCUGCUUGACAUAUUUCCUUUUGCUUCGGAUGAUUUAGAAGCAAGAAAUGCACUAUGGAAUGUAAUUGCUAGAAUAAUGGUUAGAAUUCAGGAAACUGAGAUUAGUCCGUCAAGUUUAUAUCAUUACGUUUCAGUUCUUGUGAACAAAACUGAUAUGAUUGAAGACGAGCUUCUUAACCAACAAUUGGUCAACUCUAGUCAUGAACAGGAAGGCUUGUCUCCUGGCUCAACCGUGGAUGCUAGAAACACAUCGCUCAAGAAGAUGAUCAACAUUUUGAAUCAAUGGACUGAUGCUAAGGAGACUACUGAGAAUAAGUUGGAUGCCGAUGAUAUUGUCGAUGAAAAAGAUGUGAAGAGAUUGUUGGAUUGUUGUCAUAAAUUCUACAAGUAGAACAUUUUUGUUUAUUUAUUUUUCAUUUUACUCUUGUAAAUUACUGUUGUCCAGAACCCAGAUAGUUUUUGAAGAAUAUACAUUUAUCUGUGCUAUUAUACAUGACUACGUGAGCAAUCUUGACAUUGUCGUCAUCUUACAUUCUUAUCUUCUCAUAAUGUUGUUUGUUGCCCAGUAGCAUGAUCACCGUAUCUAAAUCCUUUGAAUAAAACAAGAGUUAUGCUAA